Messenger RNA from Daphnia carinata, 2561 nucleotides. Its product is annotated as basic proline-rich protein-like. The transcript is spliced from 6 exons. The record is from RefSeq and is a predicted model, not a curated record. The coding region runs from base 162 to 2462 and encodes 766 amino acids. Lineage: Eukaryota; Metazoa; Arthropoda; Branchiopoda; Diplostraca; Daphniidae.
UUCCCUAGCCCAACAACCAGCGGGUAAAGAUCGGCAACCCCGGAAUUAAUAGCGUCCAAUUUUCUUGCCUGUACGUGACAGCUCAUUCAGUGAAUUUGAAUAAAUUCAUACAGUUCCGCUAGCGUAAACAGUCGAGAGAACUCGUUGAGAAUCAAAUUAACAUGUCUCUUACGUUUGCUCAAAGAGGGAGACCACCGCCUUCACCUGCUCAGAUCCAAAAGCUAUUGGAUGAAAAUAGUCAACAUAUAAUGACAAUUCAGGACUACCAAGCCAGGGGAAAGACACAUGAGUGUUUACAGGUCGAACAGAUACUCCAUCGUAAUCUGGUCUACUUGGCAUCAGUUGCUGAUCCAGCUCAGAACAUUCAGACACUUCUUCCUCCCCCUCAAGGUAUGCCAAAUACACCAGGCAAUCCCCCACAAGCAACUGGCCCAAAUAAUCAGGAUUCUGCAUCACCAUCUCCAGCCAAUUCCCAGCAAGGUGGACCACAAGGUCCACCAGUAUCAUCAUAUGGAGGACAACCACCAACAAAUCAACCAGGACCAUACAGACCACCAAUGAUGCCUGCUGGACAACAACCAGGUCCUCAAGGCCCACAGCAGCCUGGGUAUCCUUAUAAUGGGCCACAAUCACCACACACCUAUGGUCAACAACCACAGCAGCAACAAUAUCGUCCCCCUGCACCUCAACCAAACUAUGGACCUCAAUAUCCCCAGUAUGGUGGACAGCCCCCAGCACAGUACCCUAACCAACCAUACAACCCAGCUCCCCAGCCAGGUUAUCAGAAUCAACCCUAUGGUGGUCAAUCUGCACCUCCUCAACAACAACAGGGUUAUUACCCACCACAACAGCAACAACCAUACGGAUAUCCGCAGCCGGCCCCAUACGGGCCCCAACAGCCACAGGGUCAAAAUGCACCAGUAAAUCCGAUGCCAGGUUCUCCGGCUGCCCCGCAGUCGUCGGCUGCGUUUAACGGUCCUACGCCACCGACGUCCUCCGUCGCACAGGGGAGUUAUUCACCACCAACCGGUGCUACUCAACCGCCCCAGUCACAUCCUCCACAGCAACAUCCUUCCCAGCCUCACCCUCCCCAACCACACACUCCACAGCCACAUGCGCCUCAGUCGCAUACUCCUCAGCCGCAUACUCCUCAGCCCCAUCCGUCUCAACCCCAUCCGUCUCAACCCCAUCCGUCUCAACCCCAUCCGUCUCAACCCCAUCCGUCUCAACCCCAUCCGUCUCAACCCCAUCCAUCUCAACCCCAUCCAUCUCAACCCCAUCCAUCUCAACCCCAUCCAUCUCAACCCCAUCCAUCUCAACCCCAUCCAUCUCAACCCCAUCCAUCUCAACCCCAUCCAUCUCAACCCCAUCCUUCUCAACCCCAUCCUUCUCAAUCCCAUCCUUCUCAGCCCCAUCCUUCUCAGCCCCAUCCGUCUCAGUCCCAUCCACCUCAACCACACCCUCCUCAACCCCAUCCAUCGCAGCCCCAUCCAUCUCAACCCCAUCCAUCGCAACCUCAUCCUUCUCAACAGCAUCCACCUCAACCACAUCCCCAACAGCAUCCUCCUCAACAACAUAUUCCGCAACAGCAUCCUUCACAACCGCACCCUCAACAUCCCCCGCAACAACAUCCUCAACAUCCUUCUCAACAGCAUCCUUCUCAGCAACAUUCUUCACAACAGCAUCCUUCCCAACACCCUUCUCAACAACAUCCAGCCCAACAUCCAUCUCAGCAUCCGCCGCAACACCCGAGUCCGCAACAACAUUCUCAACAGAGAAGCUCUCCGAGUCCAGCGACCCCAACACAAGCACAACCAAUGUAUAGCCAACCGGCAACUGGAGGAACAAGUCCUGCUCCAGGACCUCCACACAAUCCCGGACAACCAUCCCACAAUCAAGCACCGGGACCUCCACAUAGCCAAGGCCCGCCUCAUAAUCAAUCGCAGCAGCCUCAGCCUUCCUAUAAUUAUGCAGGUGGACCACCCGGUGGCUAUCCACAUUCGCAACCAGCAGCUCCAUAUCCAUAUGCCAAUAGCAUUCCACCUGGAGCUCCUCUGCCACCGCAGCAGCCUGUAUAUGGAGCACCACCAGCUGGUCAUCCUCAGCCAGGCGUGCCACAAACAGGUCCGUAUUCGACUCCUGGACCCGGCCAUUACGCUCCACCGCCUAAUCAGCCUGCCUACGGGGCACCAGGAGGACCACAGCCAUAUCCUCCCAUGCAGCCGGCUUAUGGAGCUCCUCAAGGCCCCCAACCAUAUGGCCCUCCGGCUCCUUCUGGUUACCCACCAGUACCAAAUGCCCAGCAGCCUGGUGCGCCUCAUGGUUAUCCUCCCGCUGGCUACCCAGCUCCAGGACCACCACCGCCUAACUCGUACGGACCAUAUCGUCCUCCCGGUCCGCCUCAGCAGCAGUAUCCCGGAUAUGAACAACCUCGCUAUCCAGCGUACCAACCACCACCUUAAUUUCUUUAGCGAUUAUUAGCUGCAAGUGCAUUCUUUUGUAAGAAUUAAUUAUUGAGAAUCACUGUCAUGUGAGCUUGAAUACAAUACGUUUGUCAUGUC